Lithohypha guttulata is the source of this 582-nucleotide messenger RNA. It is a transcript of the gene RPS9B, whose product is annotated as ribosomal 40S subunit protein S9B. NCBI's taxonomy places the organism in Eukaryota, Fungi, Ascomycota, Eurotiomycetes, Chaetothyriales, Trichomeriaceae. Bases 1 to 582 code for a protein of 193 amino acids. The transcript has 4 exons. Gene Ontology annotation, molecular function: structural constituent of ribosome; rRNA binding. Gene Ontology annotation, cellular component: cytosolic small ribosomal subunit. The record is from RefSeq and is a predicted model, not a curated record. Gene Ontology annotation, biological process: translation; ribosomal small subunit biogenesis.
AUGGCUCCAAGAUCCUAUUCGAAGACCUACAAGGUUCCUAGACGACCAUUCGAGUCGGCUCGUCUCGAUUCCGAACUCAAGAUUGUCGGUGAAUAUGGUCUACGAAACAAGCGAGAAGUCUGGCGAGUCCAGCUUACUCUGUCUAAGAUUCGACGUGCUGCCCGUCAACUCCUGACUCUCGAUGAGAAGGAUCCUAAGCGACUCUUCGAAGGCAACGCCCUCAUUCGACGACUUGUCCGAGUCGGUGUCCUUGACGAAUCCCGCAUGAAGCUCGAUUACGUGUUGGCCCUCAAGGUCGAAGAUUUCUUGGAGCGAAGACUGCAGACUUGUGUCUACAAGCUCGGCCUUGCCAAAUCUAUCCACCACGCUCGUGUCCUCAUUCGACAGAGACACAUCCGAGUUGGCAAGCAGAUUGUCAACGUUCCUUCCUUCGUCGUUCGAUUGGAUUCUCAGAAGCACAUUGAUUUCGCUCUUACAUCGCCGUUCGGUGGUGGGCGACCAGGUCGUGUAAGGAGGAAGAAGGCUAAGGCUGCUGAGAAGGGUGAGGAAGGUGGUGACGAUGCUGGUGAUGACGAGGAGUAA